UUUAUUUCUUCAACUAUCCAUCUUUAAGGUUUCAUCAAAUCCAAAAAUGGCAGAUAUACGUGAUGAGCGCGGCAACCCGGUUCAACUUACGGAUGAACGCGGCAACCCUGUUCAACUUACCGACGAACGUGGUGUUCCCAUACAUCUCAGCGGCGUCGCCACCGCCACCACUCACGGUGGCACCACCAUUGGGUCAGAGCUCCAUGAUAAGACAUGGCAUGAUCACGCCACCUUGGGUUCCAAGACGCACGGCGGAACCUAUUUUGCUCCGACGCCGGUAGACUACGCCAAGCGUGGCGGCGAGGCAAUCGCUAGUGCCGGUGCAGCAACUAUGGGUGUGGCAGGCGGAGAUGGAAAAGCUGCUACUGGUUCUGUUACCGGCGGUGGAGCACCGGUGAGCCAUACCCAGGCUCAUGGUGCUGGAGAACAUGAGAAACAGUUGGAACGAUCAAGCAGUUCUAGCUCGAGUUCGGUAAGAAUAGCAGGAGGAAGAAGGAAGAAGAAAGGUUUGAAGGAGAAAAUAAAAGAGAAACUUCCGGGGCACGGCGAGAAAGCCGCACACAGCAGAGACACCAGAGCAAGCAGCGUCACCACCGGAGCCGGAGCAACGGCAACGGCCGGUGAGCAACACCAGGAGAAGAAAGGUCUGAUGGAUAAGAUUAAAGAUAAACUUCCCGGCCAUCAUUGAUCAUUAUCAUAAUUAAUUAUAUUUAUAUAUAGUUUUUUAUUUUUGCUAUUUACAGUAUGGUUUUUGUGUGUGUGUAUAGCGUGUAGGUUGGAUUGUGAUUUUCA
Messenger RNA from Cynara cardunculus var. scolymus (artichoke), 792 nucleotides. Its product is annotated as probable dehydrin LEA. The transcript is spliced from 2 exons. The coding region runs from base 47 to 688 and encodes 213 amino acids. Gene Ontology annotation, biological process: response to water. The record is from RefSeq and is a predicted model, not a curated record. NCBI's taxonomy places the organism in Eukaryota, Viridiplantae, Streptophyta, Magnoliopsida, Asterales, Asteraceae.